Messenger RNA from Pocillopora verrucosa, 1100 nucleotides. RefSeq lists its product as uncharacterized. The record is from RefSeq and is a predicted model, not a curated record. NCBI's taxonomy places the organism in Eukaryota, Metazoa, Cnidaria, Anthozoa, Scleractinia, Pocilloporidae. Gene Ontology annotation, molecular function: calcium ion binding.
AGAGCAAACAACAUUUAUUCCAAGUCAAAGAGGGCAAGAAACUUUACUCUCUGUAACCGGAAUAUUUUUGUUGUUCUAUGACAGGAUAUUGAGAGUUGCGUGUUUGACGACAAAGCUAUAAGUUCAUCUGCGAAGUAGCCUGAAUUUCAUCUUUCAGAGUGUACACGUCGGUUUACUUUAUAUUUUAUUGCCCGUGGCUUCUCACAAGGGAAACAUUGUCAGAGGAAUCUACCAGAUCACAAAAUUAAGCAAGCGUUUCCAGUUUAGUUUGAUUUUAUUCCCGAAGGUUGCAACUAUGGGUGAUCAAAUCUUCUCCCGAACCCUAUCUUCUUCUUCACAGAGUGGGACAGGAUCCUGCACUCCGUCGGUGGAAGCGCUUAAGAUCAUGGGAGGUCUUGAGGAAGAAGAAAGUAAACGGGUCAAGUCGGACAGUAGUAAAGCUUGGUUACAAGGCCCCCACUCUAUAUCACGGCAAAGUUGUCGCUUUGAGCUUCCAAUGGACAUGCUUGUUCUUGAGCAGCUGUCUCCUUUGCAAUACGUAUCUCAGUUUUGCCGUGUUAACAGUCGCCGCAAGACUCUUUAUCGACAUUAUUUCAUUAAAAUUGACCGAGAUAGGGACGGCGUUAUUAACAAGAGAGAACUCCAAAGCGCCCUCCGAGAUCUUUACGCCCAGUCCAUCAACGUCGCACAAGUAAAUGCUAUUCUCGAACUAUUGGAUAUCGAGAAAUCCAUGCGUGCAUUUGACCUGGAUGUGUUCACGGCUGUGGCAGCGUUCUCUGAGCGGUAUUUGUACUACUGCUAUAGCUUAGCCAUGCAGCAAGAUCAAACUGAGAGACGUAUGGUUUUAGAAGAGACUGACUUCUGCGCCUUGCGCUGGAAACUCGAAGGAUGCAAAAUCAAUGACAAGUUGAGGAACGUUUUAGCAAUGUUAUAGCAAGCACUUAAUGUCAUAUUAACUCACACUGCCUUCUUCGAAAUCCUAUCCCAGAAUUCUGUGUUGGCUGCAUACAAGGAUUACACGAGGCUAUGAUGCCAUAAACGCUAAUAAUAGUGCUUAGGACCACUUGGCACAUGCGCAGCGAAGGUAGUCAGCGUUUUAA